UGACAACUUUUUGAUCACGGGAAAAUAUCAAUUGCAGAAUCCCAAAAUGGCAGAGGACGAAGAAAACGAUUCCAUGAGCCUUUUCGACAUCGCGUGGGAAGACGUGCUGUACGUUAAAUUGUUUCCCCUGUUGUCGCUGAAAGACAAGUUCAACCUGCGAUGCUGCUCGAAGCUGGCCAAAACGUUCGUCGACCACGGUUUCCGGCGUAUGCGGGAGGUUAAUCUGUCUGGUAAUAACUCCGCCACCGUUGCCCUGGCGUUCGAAGUGCUAGCACGGAAUUGUCGUAACGUAAGGGUGCUCAAUCUGGCACGAUGCCGCUGGGUCGAGGACAGCAACCUUUUCCCGUUUCUACAGGACAACCACCGUUUGACGAAAAUUAAUCUCACCGACUGCUCCAAUGUUACGACCCGAUCGAUGCAGCCCAUAAUCAUAGCCUGUAAGCAGGUGACCACGCUCCAGCUGGCCCAUUGCCACUGGCUUACGAUCGGAGCGAUCGAAGCUCUCACGCUGCAUCACACCAAAAUACAGGAGCUGGACGUGUCGUAUUGCGCUACAUUGAAUGAGCGGUGUAUUUCGGUGUUUCUGUUGAACUGUCGUGCCUUGAGGACACUCUCCUUGGCAAACGUACCGGCCGUAACGGAUAACUUGCUGUUUGCGAUCGCGAAACACUCGAAGCUAAUCAAACACCUGAACCUGAUCGGUUGCUACAUGAUCACGGAUCGUGGCAUUGGAGCUCUUGCACUGUGCUGCAAAGAACUGGAGUCGCUGAUGGUCCGUGAGUGUCCUAAUGUAACGGAGCGAAGCCUAGCGCUGAUUCGUGGCCGGGUGUUCAUCGAUCGACCACGGUUGUACCAGCCCGAUAUGAACAUGGUUCCGAACAUGGGCAUUCCCCGGCUUUAUCUGCAGGUUUAGAGCAUGCUCAGUACCGAUGAUAAGAGCAGCUUCAAGCGUGAUAAUUACUGUAGCUAACUGUUUCUCGCCUCCGGCACACGCGUUUCGUUGUAAAUAGAUCGUAGGAUGUUUCGUUUGAUAUUGGAAUAAAUGUAAUUUAUUGAUA
Anopheles bellator is the source of this 1058-nucleotide messenger RNA. It is a transcript of the gene jet, whose product is annotated as F-box/LRR-repeat protein 15. Lineage: Eukaryota; Metazoa; Arthropoda; Insecta; Diptera; Culicidae. The transcript has 3 exons. The record is from RefSeq and is a predicted model, not a curated record. Bases 47 to 913 code for a protein of 288 amino acids.